CCUUUUUUUUUCCCCCUUCUCUUUUUCUACUUGCUUAAUAACAUGUAUAUUUUUUAAUUUCUAUUUUAUCAGAAAUGAUGACUACAUUGAAAGAAAAGAAUUAUUAUCAGCUUGGCCUUUCAAAGGAAGAAUUAAAUACUUUAUAUGAAGCCUUUCAAUUAUAUGAUACAAAUAAAAAGGGAUUUAUUGAGCUGAAACAAUUUACUGAUAUUCUUAUUCAACUUGGCAUCUCAAAUGAGCAACUUUUACAUAUCAUUCAAUUUGCUACUAUAAAUCAUGAUAAUAAAAUUGAUUUUAAUGUAUUUGUCUUAGCUAUGCUUUAUUAUUUACCAUCUAGUAAUAACACGCUUACAGAAGAAGAAGAAAUAAUGGCAUGUUUUCAAUAUUUUGACCAAGAUCAAGAUGGUAGAAUUAGUCUAAAAGAAUUAGAACAAGUUAUGACAAGAUUAGGAACACAUUUAACUACAAAAGAGCUUAAAGAAAUGAUGUCUGUUGGAGAUAUCAACAAAGAUGGCUUUAUUGAUUUUAAUGAAUUUAAACAAUUGUUACCCCCAAUCUAAUAUUUAUACCCUAACCCUACCCUUUCCCUUUUUCCUAUUUACUAUCUAUUUACUUUCUUUCUACUAAAACUAACUACUUUGUAUUAUUAUUUUAAUAAACAAUAUUAUUAUUCUCUUCCCGCCUUUAUUAAUAUCAGAGAAAAAA
This is a messenger RNA of Cokeromyces recurvatus, 705 nucleotides long. RefSeq lists its product as uncharacterized. Lineage: Eukaryota; Fungi; Mucoromycota; Mucoromycetes; Mucorales; Mucoraceae. Gene Ontology annotation, molecular function: calcium ion binding. The record is from RefSeq and is a predicted model, not a curated record. The transcript has a single exon. The coding region runs from base 75 to 560 and encodes 161 amino acids.